Messenger RNA from Quercus robur (English oak), 2244 nucleotides. Its product is annotated as K(+) efflux antiporter 5. Lineage: Eukaryota; Viridiplantae; Streptophyta; Magnoliopsida; Fagales; Fagaceae. The record is from RefSeq and is a predicted model, not a curated record. The transcript has 21 exons. Gene Ontology annotation, biological process: potassium ion transmembrane transport; proton transmembrane transport. Gene Ontology annotation, cellular component: membrane. Bases 165 to 1907 code for a protein of 580 amino acids. Gene Ontology annotation, molecular function: potassium:proton antiporter activity.
AAAGCACUAACCAAACCAAAUUAAACCAAAGAGAAAAAAGUAAACUCCUCCAUUCAAAUACACAUUCCUAAAAUCAAAAAAUCUCUUCCAUUUUGAAUUUGAAUUGAAAAUUUUUAUACAUUUUCUCAGAACUAUUCAUUUUUUUUGUGUGUGGAGUUUCAAAAAUGGCGAUUUUCGAAGCUAAGAAGAAGCGUGGAACGCUUGGAUUCUGGUACUGCCUGUUUGUGAUUUUGAUUUCCACCGGGAAUUGGAAUUGCGGUUGCGCCGCGAGAUCUGAGAAGGAAAUCAGGGAGAGGUUCUACGGGAGCUUGUUGAACUCGUCCGCACCGGAUUCCGGCGAUGGUAGCAUAGCCAAAAUGUUCGAUCGGGUCCUCGAGAAGGAGUUCUCCGAGAAUGAUCAGCCUGAAGUAUCUGAUCGAAGCAGCUUCAACAACAGUGUAGCUGAUCAACAGGCUGUACUGGAGACUGUAGCUAAAAUCACUCAUGAGAAGACCAAGAAAAAUGAUACACAGGAGGCAAAUGGUACAAGAGCAUUCCAGCUCCAAGAUGUUUUUUCCCUAGAGAAUGAGGAUUCUGAUGAUGUGGAAACCUUGAUUGACAAAAAGGACAAUGUGUUUGUGAUGUCUAACAAGAAAUCCAAGUAUCCAGUACUACAAGUAGAUUUGAGAUUGAUCUCAGACUUGGUGGUUGUCAUAGUUACUGCUGCUAUUGGUGGAAUUAUCUUUUCCUGUUUGGGGCAACCAGUUAUUGUGGGAUAUCUACUUGCCGGUUCGGUUAUUGGACCAGGAGGCCUGAAAUUCAUUAGUGAAAUGGUACAGGUUGAAACUGUUGCACAGUUUGGUGUUGUCUUUCUUCUUUUUGCUUUAGGGCUGGAAUUCUCUUUGACAAAGUUAAAAGUUGUGGGACCUGUUGCUGUUCUUGGGGGGAUGCUUCAGAUCUUCAUAUUUAUGUUUUUGUGUGGCAUACUUGCCAUGUUAUUUGGAGCAAAUUUGUCUGAAGGUGUAUUUGUUGGUGCAUUCUUAUCGAUGUCGUCAACAGCAGUGGUGGUGAAGUUUCUGGUGGAACGGAAUAGUAGUAAUUCUCUUCACGGUCAAGUUACAAUCGGGACACUUAUUUUUCAGGACUGUGCUGUUGGUCUACUGUUUGCCUUGCUCCCAGUUUUGGGUGGUAACGGUGGCCUUUUGCAGGGAAUGAUUUCAAUGGGAAAAGUGCUGCUAGUGCUGUCGAUAUAUAUCUCUGCUGCAUCUGUAUUAUCUUGGUCAUUUGUUCCCCGCUUUCUAAAACUGAUGAUGCAGCUAUCAUCUCAAACAAAUGAACUUUAUCAGCUUGCUGCUGUGGCUUUCUGCCUAUUAUCUGCAUGGUGCAGCGAUAAGCUAGGCCUUAGUCUUGAGCUGGGUUCAUUUGUGGCUGGUGUUAUGAUAUCUACUACUGACUUUGCACAACAUACUUUGGACCAGGUGGAACCAAUUCGUAACUUCUUUGCAGCACUUUUCCUUUCAAGUAUUGGAAUGCUUAUACAUGGGCAUUUCCUAUGGAACCAUGUGGAUAUAUUGCUAGCAUCUGUUAUUUUGGUCAUAGUUGUUAAGACGGCUGUUGUUGCUAUUGUUACUAAGGCCUUUGGUUAUAGCAUUAGGACAUCAUUCAUUGUUGGGGUCUCACUUGCUCAAAUUGGAGAAUUUGCUUUUGUUCUCCUUAGUCGUGCCUCAAAUCUUCAUCUUAUUGAGGGGAAGAUGUAUCUUCUUCUUCUUGGAACAACAGCUCUUAGUCUGGUAACAACUCCUCUCCUGUUUAAACUGAUACCUGCUGUGAUUAACCUGGGCGUUCUCAUGCACUGGUUCCCCUCUGAGAGCGCCACACCGAUUGAGGAGAAAGCUUCCAUUAUUGAUGUGCAUAACAGAUCAUUGUGACCUUCACGUUAUUAUAGCCCUGGCCAUAUCAGAUGACACAUGAGGAUAUUCAUUCCAAUGCAACCCAGCUCAGAAUUCUCAUGUACAUAGGUAUACAUUUUUCAUAUGAUUAGAGUAAUUGUAUAUAGGAAUUCUUUUAGGACUCCACGUGUUCUUGCUAGUCUAUGACCUGACUGAUAUGUAUACUAUGAUACUACAAAGUUAGUUCAGAUAUAUUCUGAUGAGUUGCACCAGAAAUUAUUAUUUGAAUUGUAUAAGAUAGUGUAGAAAACAGAAAAAGAAACAGAGAUUCAGUAAUAUUUUUGAGCUUCUUAAUGAAAUAUAAAUUUGUCUUUAA